This is a messenger RNA of Hyla sarda, 2475 nucleotides long. It is a transcript of the gene ERICH2, whose product is annotated as glutamate rich 2. Lineage: Eukaryota; Metazoa; Chordata; Amphibia; Anura; Hylidae. The transcript is spliced from 15 exons. The record is from RefSeq and is a predicted model, not a curated record. Bases 1093 to 1806 code for a protein of 237 amino acids.
UACAGUAUUCUGUGCAGAUUUGAUGCGCAGGAUUUCAAGCUGUGUUCAGUUUACAUUGAAAUCUGCGGCAGAAAAUCCCGCGCAUCAAGUCUGCUCAGGAUACUGUGUGUGUGAAUAGACCAUUAAAGGGUAAAUGUAACCCCCCUCGUGCUUCACAUAACAACCGUAUCCAACGUACUCUGGUCAGACCAGUUCCUCGCUGUGUUUACCCUUUGCCAUAGCAACCAUCACACGUGCAUAUUGACUGUCUCCUCCGGCACAUGCGCACUGAGCCCCUAAGGAGCCUCUAUACCUUAUCCUGCAGAUUGUUUCAUCCUCUCUGAGCCUCUACACCUUAUCCUGCAGACCGUCUCAUCCUCUCCGCACCAGAUCCAACCUGAAAAAGUGUCCAAGUAGGACUGAAAUGUUAUGGACUGGAUGUUCUGGAAGUAAAACUCCUGGCGGGAUGUGAUAUACGUAGUUUGUGCAUAAAACCUUAAGCAUGCCAUGGAUAUUGUUCAUAUGAUGCUGUAGGAUUACAUAGUCCACCAAGAAGACACAAAGUAUUGGAGGGGGUUAUAAUUACUUCUGUUCUUGACAGUUCUACCCCCAUGGCCGGGAAGCACUGAUAGUGGCCCAUGUUCAUUUUACGAAGACUACCAUUAAAAUCAAAGAAUGAGCAGGGCUGAAGUCUGUGGAUCAGCUUCCAAAGUCAAUCUGUGUAAGGUGUCAGCAGAGAGCACUGUGGUCAGACAGAAAGGAAAUUCAAAAAGAAAAGAACUUCCUCUGUAGUAUACAGCAGCUUAAGGGUAGUGGAAGGAUUAGGAUUUUGAAAUAGAAGUAAUAUACAAAUCUGUUUAACUUUCUGGCACAAGUUGAUUAAAUUUUUUUUUUUUGAGUACCCCUUUAAGCCAAGUGCCGCAGCCAUCAACGCUCACAGGGUUUCAACUUGACGCCAUCUAAUUACAAAAGUUGUGCUUUAGUUUAAAUGCAAAAAAGCAUGAAUAAACAUCUGCAUCUGAAUAGCUUAGAAGAAUCUGCCAAGUAAAGGUAUUGGGAAAGCUGGAAGUUCUUGACCCAGAAGAUAAUGAUAAUCCACAAUCCAGCAUUUCGAUGUCUCUGGUGAGUCCAGAAUUCACAACAAAGCAACCUGAAACCUUUCAAAAUGGGAAACUACAAGUGCUUGGACCUAAAGAGGAAGUGGUUAUUAAUCCCUAUGAUGCUGCAGCAAGACCUGGCAGCGCAGCUGGAAGACAAGGAUCAGCAGGUAGAAGUUAUAUUCCUACAAAACAGAUCCCCCUGUGUACAGUAAAGCCCUUGGUGCCCAGCAGUAAUAUUCCAGAUUACGUUGCGGCACCCAGCAUGCAAGCAAACAAGCCAGAAAAUAACAAAACGCAUACGACAUCAUCCACGCCAAGAAACACAGAUGAAAAAGAAGCCGCAGGACCUCAAUCAUUGGCUAUUCAUAACGGCAACAUCAAAGGACGUCUGGAGGAGUCUACUGAUGAAGAUGAGAGCGAUGAUGAGUCCGGCCGCGCUCCCAUCCAGCUUCUAGCAGAGUUCGUCACUGCUGUCAUGGAUGAGGACUAUCAAGUGGCCAAGAAACUGUGUCAGAUGAUUCUGAUAUAUGAACCAGAAAAUCCGGAGGCAAAACAAUUUUCACCUCUUAUUGAGGAAAUGCUGCAGAUUGGUAUGGAUGAACAACAGCAAAGUAGUGGUGAUGAGGACAGUGAAGACUCAGAUGAGGACACAGAUGAAGAGACCGAUGAGGACACCAGUGAUACAGAUGAUAAUGAGAACCAUUGUACUGCCAAACACUAUCCAUAAACUAUUUUAUGUUUAUUAAGGGGUGGUCCAGUGGUUCUCUUUGAUGCCCAAUGAAAGAUCGGAAUAGAAAGCUACAAAAUGUCUUCAAGACCUCAGGCCAAUCGUUUAAAUGAAUGGCCGACAUUUGAUACAUGGAUGGACUGAGUUUAGACAUUUCCUUUGCUUAGUGGCUCUGGUUCUUUCUUUUUCACUUCUGUAUACCAUAAGAGGACAUAUGGACCAUCUUAAAACAAUACUGAAACUGUAACUCCAUUGUGCAGUAAUAGUAUAUUUUAUUCUGUCUACCUUAUUCAUCUUAUAGUUAUUUUCGGCGUGGGCAUGCUCUUUGACUUGUGCUGAAGUCACUAUGCAGGCGAGGGAGGAGAUAAGUGGUGACAAUCACCUAUUGUGAAUGGUAGAUCUUAUUUUAUCUUUUGACAUAUUUCUGCCUGUAUUGAGUAAGUUAUUGAUCUCAAGAAUACAGAAAAAGUCAGCCUGUUAUGAAGCUUAAAGGGGUGUUCAGGCCUUAGACAUCUUAUCCCCUAGCCAAAGGAUAGGACAUAAGAUGUCUGAUCGCAGUUGUCCCGCUGCUGGGACCCCCCGCGAUCUCCAUGCAGCCCCAGCAUUCUGUGCCGGGUGCUGCUCCCAAGACCAAGACCUAACAUUAUAACCACGUCACAGCACGCCCCC